This is a messenger RNA of Asparagus officinalis (garden asparagus), 1847 nucleotides long. RefSeq names its product probable galacturonosyltransferase 11. NCBI's taxonomy places the organism in Eukaryota, Viridiplantae, Streptophyta, Magnoliopsida, Asparagales, Asparagaceae. The transcript is spliced from 2 exons. Bases 88 to 1647 code for a protein of 519 amino acids. Gene Ontology annotation, molecular function: polygalacturonate 4-alpha-galacturonosyltransferase activity. The record is from RefSeq and is a predicted model, not a curated record.
UGGGGGAGGUGCGAGCGAGAGUAACGCAACGGGGUUUUUGUUUGUUUGUGUUAUCGGAGCUCCGGUAAGGAGGAGGAAGGAGGAGGAAUGGGCGGUCGGAGGGCGGGGGAACUUCGGCGCCCGGCGAGGAGGAGGCGAUCGGGUCGGAUCUGCUGGGUGCUAGGGUUCUUCAUCCUCGCCCUCUUCCUUCUCUUCAUCGUUCAAUUUCACGGAGAUCCCUCUCUAAUUCCCCUCCAGGAGAUAGAGCUUGAGGACCUCACUCGUGAAAGUCUAAAUUUUACGCUAGAACUGCUGAGCACUACUUCAACCGCAAGACAAAUGAUCGACCAGGUAUCCCUGGCAAAGGCUUACAUAAUCAUAGCUAAAGAGCACGGGAACCUCAAUCUAGCCUGGGAGCUCAGCUCCUUUGUGAGAAACUCCCAAGGGCUUCUCUCUGAGUCCAUCACAACAUCUAAACCCGUCAACUCAGAAGAAGCUCUCCCUAUAAUUAGCCAACUAUCUAGGCUAAUCCAUAAAGCCCAAGGCUUGCACUAUGAUAUCAGCACCACAAUCACGACACUUAAGAAACAUGUAAAGGCCCUUGAAGAGCGUGCAGUUGCAGCUGUAGUACAAAGUGCAGAACUUGGUCGGUUGGCUACUGAAACUAUGCCUAAAGAGGUUCACUGCAUGACUCUUAGGCUGACUGAGGACUGGUUUGAAAAUGAGUUGCUUGAAAAGAUGGCAAAAGAGAAAAAAAACUCCCAGCGUCUUGUCGACAACAAUCUCUAUCAUUUCUGCGUCUUCUCAGAUAACGUGAUGUCGACUUCAGUUCUAGUGAACUCCACCGUCUCAAAUGCUGAACACCCUCAGCAGCUUGUAUUUCAUAUUGUUACUGAUGAAGUCAAUUAUAGAGCCAUGACGGCUUGGUUUCUUAAGAAUGAGUUUAAAGGGUGCACAAUAGAUGUCACAAAGAUUGAAGACCUAAUUUGGUUGAAGGCUUCUUACUCUCCAUUGGUGAAGCAACUAUCAGAAGCAAGAGAAUCGAAAUAUAUGAGCCCGAAAUCUAUAGUGUUGCUAAAUCACUUGCGCUUCUAUCUACCAGAAAUGCAUCCCUCUUUAGAGAAGGUGGUGUUUCUCGAGGAUGACGUUGUGGUGCAAAAGGACAUAACAUCAUUGUUCACCUUAGAUAUGCAUGGGAAUGUGAUUGGAGCUGUGGAGACUUGUUUGGAAACAUCUCACAGGCUCUACGACUAUCUUAAUUUCUCUAAUCCACUUAUAAGAUCGAGAUUUGAUCCUCAAGCCUGUGCUUGGGCAUUUGGGAUAAAUGUGUUUGAUCUCAUAGAAUGGAAGAAGGUGAAUGCUACUGUGAAGUAUCACUACUGGCAAGAGCGUAAUGAAGACCAGAAUCUUUGGAAGGAUGGGACUUUGUCAGCUGGACUUCUUGCAUUUUACGGGUUGGUGGAGCCAAUUGAUAGAAGAUGGCAUGUGAUGGGAUUAGGGUCUGAGUUGGAUAUCGACGAGAGGCUGAUAGAGAGCGCUGCGGCUGUGCAUUUCACUGGGGAUAUGAAGCCAUGGUUGAGGCUGGGUAUAACCAGGUAUAAGCAUCUGUGGCAGCAAUAUCUCAAUUUAACGCACCCAUAUGUUCAAGAUUGUUUUCUAGGAGUUUAAGCAGAUAUCAGCCACAUGUAUUUUUUUUUUAAAGUGAGCUCUUCUUGUGCUUGGAGCUUUAGCUUUAUAGUAUUUCUUUCUCUUCUAAAAGAAUUUUGAGUGAAAAGCAGCAGUACAUGUACAAUCUUGAGGCAUGGAACCGAUCCUGCGCUAUUCUUUUUUUUUUUUCUACCCUUGGUAUCAAAUUGUGUUUUGCUUGA